AAGGCGGCGGGCGGGUGCGGCCCUCGGCGGCGGAGGGCGCCAUGGUCGGUGGCGAGGCGGCUGCCGCGGUGGCGGAGCUGGUUUCGGGGGUGCGGCAGGCGGCUGACUUCGCGGAGCAGUUCCGCUCCUACUCGGAGAGCGAGAAGCAAUGGAAGGCUCGCAUGGAAUUCAUCCUGCGCCACUUGCCCGACUACCGCGACCCGCCAGAUGGCGGUGGCCGCCUGGACCAGCUGCUGUCCCUCUCCAUGGUGUGGGCCAACCACCUCUUCCUGGGUUGCAGUUACAACAAAGACCUUUUAGACAAAGUGAUGGAAAUGGCUGAUGGGAUUGAAGUGGAAGACCUGCCACAGUUUACUACCAGAAGUGAAUUAAUGAAAAAGCAUCAAAGCUAAGGCAGAAGAUUCAUCACAUUUUCAACAUCAGCUUAGGAAGGAGACUGGGAUGAAUGUGACAUUGACCACAGCAGCUCUCUUAAGAUUCCUGGUAUUUCAACCUGUAGGAAAUCAAGAGGCAGUUGGAAUGAUAGAUAGUCUUGUCUAGAUUGGAGUUUUAAAAGGUCUCAUUCUUCCAGUAGCUAUCAUUCUAAAAGUGUGCAUGGAUAUUUGUGGAUUUAUAAAUUAUGCCUUUUUUUAUUCUUACUUUUUGAAUGUCAAACUUUUUGUUAAAAAAUCCCUAUUUUUUUUUAUGUUGAUGUAAUAAUUGUAGGUAAUGAAUUUUACAAUUUGGAUUUUUCAACAAUGUAUCUUCAAGUCUGAUUCUGUUUUAUGGUGUUCCCUCCCACCCCAGCCCCCCGCCCCCACUGAGGCAGACCAGCCUUUAUUUCCUUAUUUCUUUCUGAAGUUUAUGCCAUCUUUAUGGCCAUUGCUACACACACUUAUCUUUUUUUAAGAGAUGAGUGAGAAUCAAAUCGUAGGCCUCAAGUACCUGCCAACUCAUGGGAAGAGGCAACUUCUGAAAGGGCAUCUGGCCUUUAAAACUGAUACCAGAUGCCACAGCUUGGUCCAGGCAGCCAGUUGAUUUAUAGAUUCUCUAGAAGGUCUCCUAGGCUGCUGAAUAAAACCCACAUUCUCUUUUUCUGGAGGGACCCUGAGGGUUUUGGUCUUGUAUAUUCGUGGAUUGCCUUGCACAUAUCCCCUGAAGAAAUACUUUAGUGGAAUGUUGUUUUGCUCUGAAGUUCUCAUAUUAAUUUCCCUCUUUUAUUUAAUAUAUCUGCUCUUUAUCCCCUCCCUCUUCCAUUUUAUUUAUGAUUUUAUUUAUGACUUAUUUUUAAGUAACCUCUACACCCAACAUGGGGCUUGAACUUAGAAGCCCAAGAUGAAAGGUUGCAUGCUCUACCAACUGAGCCAGACUGGUGCCCUCUCUUUCAUAUUUAAUACCCACAAUUAAGUACUUACCUCCAGGCAUAAAUCCGACCCUUGAUCUUAGCCAAAAUGCCAAGAAGCAAUAUCCAGGCAUAAAUCCUGAGAGAGGGACUUCAUUUGGGGUCAGCAGUAUAAUAGUCACAGCAGGAUUCACUCAUCACUGAACUUGGUAUUGAGGGUAAUGGUGAAAAAGACAGUGAACCCUGUCUUAGCUUAACCUACUGGUAAAUUCAGGUAAUUAAAAACCCAGAAAUGCUGAAGAGAGCUGCCUGUGGGAGCAUUUCUCUGGCAACAGAGAAGUGGGAAGGCUCUCACUGCUCAAGGCUAACCAUCACAUCUUGGAUGGAACUCAUCUCUGCGCAGCCUGUGGCUCUAAUCUGUAGCGAUCACUAGGGUAGACCAAGUGAGCUCAAGACCUCCGAUAUAACUUUGGAUCAGCCAUGUCUCUCCCUGGACUUACCUGGGAAAUGGAGAUCAUAGAAAUCCCUACCAGACGGAUGUGGCAGAGAUGAUGUUGCAGGACUAAGCCACUGCUCAGUGAGCCUCAGCCCCUUCCUCAAAUAUGGCCUAGCCUCUUUCUUUUCUGCUUACCUGUACAAAUUUGUGAGGUUUAAAAACCAAAUUAUAAAGUGGGAAAUACCAGAGUGGGGCUGUUCACUUUAAUGCGUCUUUCACAAGUUUCUCAUCAUGGAUCCCAUUUCCACUGUAAGAUAUAAUGCCCCAGUAAAAUAGCAAUAUCCUGUCAGGAAUGUAUCCAUUGCAUAAACCAAGCUUAAUCUGUGCACAGAUUCCAUGCCUGCGCCCCGCUGCGCCCCCCAACAUUCUUCUUCAGUUUAUUUUUGAAGACUUCUGUAGUUAACCAAAAGUAAAUUUUCUGAUAACCAUUUUCUAAUAGGUUAUAUCAUUAUUUCCUCAGCUUAAGCUUUCUGUUUUUCUUCUCAUCUAAAAAAUGAACCAGUAUUUUAGAAUUUCAUCCUUUAUGUUUUUCUGGAAUAGAAAGCACAGAAAUCUAAAUUUUUGCACUGGAGCAGUCCUUGUAGUGUAGGUAAAACAGCCCACUCUUAGUGUUGAAACAGGAGCUUGCUGUAAGAUACUUGCCUUGGUAUGUGCAUUCCUGUCUAACAUGGGGUAAGGAUCAAAUGAGAUUAAGAGGAAGGACAUGGUAAACUGUCCUUAUCAUAACUAGAGUGUAUCUUUUCUGUCAAAGACUUAAGUCUCAAGACCUUGUGAGAAGCAAGUAAUAACAGUAUUGUGUAGGGUGCUCACUUAACCAUGACACCCUUUUAUGUUACCCAGAAAAUUCCUUUUUCCAAUAUUCCUUAGAGCCUAUAGCCCAGCUGAUGAAAUUCUCUGCUUUGGCAGAGGCAAGGAUUUUCCAGGAUCCAUGUGGACCUGUGGCUUACCUAUUCCAUGGGCACUGGGAGGAAUCAUUAUCACUGCCCAUCCUCUGAUCCUUUGCUAUUUGUAGUAAACGGCACUGAAAAUACAUUGUUGCAUCUGAAAUGAGAUUUAUAUUAUUCUAAAUGUUAGAUAACUUAAGUGUUUCCUUGCUGUCCAGCUCUAAAGUCUCUGUGAGGUACCCUUUUGUCUGGAAAGAGACUGUCAGCUAGGUAUCCUGUCAUCUCGUCACGACUCUCAUUGUUGACUAGUUCAGGGACACCUUUUGUUUCUGUAGGAGUUAAGACUAAACAAAUCUUAGAGGCAAGAGUUUUAGAACUUAAAUAGGUUUGUGGUCAUAUGAAAAUUGCUUCUUUCAAUGAAUACUGAAUGCACACUAAAAAAAUCUCUGCCCUCAUGGAGAUAUAUAGAUACACACACAUACAUUGUUUGGGGAAAAUAAAGAAUCUUUCUUGCCUUGCUUGUCAUUAAAAUAGAUAAAUGGCAACGAA
Prionailurus viverrinus (fishing cat) is the source of this 3250-nucleotide messenger RNA. RefSeq names its product CDKN2A interacting protein N-terminal like (gene XTBD1). The coding region runs from base 42 to 392 and encodes 116 amino acids. Lineage: Eukaryota; Metazoa; Chordata; Mammalia; Carnivora; Felidae. The transcript has 3 exons. The record is from RefSeq and is a predicted model, not a curated record.